AUAUAUAUAGGUAUUGAAAUUAUAUGAUUCAUAUACCUAGUCAUCAAUAACUUUAUAUUUUUCUUCCAGGUAUCGGAGAAGAUCUACCACCUCCAGUGCUGACCAUCGUCAGGAAGUGGGAGAUCCCAGACUCAGAGCAGAUCGGCUCCGUGGUGACGAGGGUCCAGGCCAGGCAGGAUGGAGAGGCCCGCCUCCAGUUCGGCCUGGAGAAGGACGGCUGGAACCCUGCUGGACUGCCUCCGGACUCCAAGCCUCUUCCCUUCAGGAUAGAUCCUGACACCGGAGUCGUCUAUACUAACCAGUCUUUAGCAGGAAGGGGUGGAGAGAACAUAUUCCUCUACGUCACCGUGUCCAACGGAGAGCUGACACAGAAGACUCAGGUCUGGGCAAGCAUCCUCGAGAGCGGGGCUCCUCUGCAGCCUGGGAACGUUGGGCAGCUUCCACCUCGCCCACCGGUUUCGAACCCGCCCCCACUUCGGACUAUCCUCAAAUCGCACCCUCAAGAUAGGCCGUUGAUUCCUCCGCCUCCACCGGAACUACCACCGCCUCCGCUGAUCGAAGCUAUCCAGAAGGAGGCAAAGAGGCAGAAAGAAGAACACAAGAAGCAGGACUCCGAAUCUAAGGAAGAUCUCCCGGAUCCCAAGCAUAAGCCACCUCCUCGUCCUCCAGUGGUAGUGACUCCUUCUUCUGUUGGUCCAAACCCGAGGCCCAACGUCACAGAACUGGUCCUCACCUUCUUACCCGUGGUGAUGCUUUGUCUCGCCCUAGGAGUACUAGCGGUCAUUGCCUUCCUCUUCAGAAGGAGGAUAUGCAAGAAUAAAAAGAAGCCGACCAAAGAAGAUCUUAAAAAGAAGAAUUCUUCCGGACUAGUAGCUGGUGGGGAAGAACCGAUGAUGCUUCAUCAAUGGCAGAGCCCCAGGGCCUUCUCGAACAGGUACACCGCCUGGGAUACGCAACUAUCGGAAGCUGUACCACAGCAGGAAGCUCCUGGUCUUCCUGCAAAAGUACAGGAUCGUUGGGAAUUCCCGAGGCACCAGAUAAAAGUGUUCAGUAUACUUGGAGAGGGAUGCUUCGGCCAGGUCUGGAAGUGUGAAGCUACCAACCUUUCAGGAAACGAAGGUCCUACCAUAGUGGCAGUUAAAACGCUUAAGGAGAAUGCUGGCGAGAGAGAACGGACGGACUUGCUCCAGGAACUUCAGGUGAUGAAGAGCUUAGAGCCACACCCCAACGUGGUACGGCUGCUGGGAUGCUGUACUGAGAAGGAACCAUUCUUCGUGAUCAUGGAGUACGUAUCCUUGGGUAAGCUGCAGAGUUUUCUUCGCAGCUCGAGGGCCCAGAGGAGCUACGACAAUCUCCAUGGGAAAAGUGGGUCCCUCACUUCCAGGCAGCUUACUUCCUUCUGUUACCAGGUGGCCAGAGGGAUGGAGUUCCUCUCCAGUAAAGGGAUCAUCCACAGAGACUUAGCCGCCCGCAACAUCCUAGUCAGUGCUGACCACACCUGUAAAGUUGCCGACUUCGGUUUCGCGAGGGACGUGGUCGCAAGCCACAUAUACGAACGAAAAUCUGAAGGUCGACUUCCAAUUAGAUGGAUGGCUCCUGAAUCGCUCUAUGAUAAUGUCUUUUCGGUCAAGUCGGACAUUUGGAGCUUCGGAGUAGUCAUGUGGGAGAUCGUAACGCUGGGGUCAACUCCGUAUCCUGGCUUAUCAGCUCAGGAAGUCAUGCGCCAAGUCAAAGAAGGUACUCGAUUGGAGAAGCCUGAACACUGCCGAAGAGAAGUUUACAACAUCAUGUUCUACUGCUGGGAACCAGAGGCAGAACAGCGUCCAGACUUCACCCAGCUGGUGGUACUCCUUGAAGAACUCCUUCUCACGGAGACGGAUUACAUCGAACUCCAGAGGUUUCCAGACCACUCUUACUACAACAUCGUAUCCCUAUCCGGCGAAAAGGUAUAGCAAUCAGCCAACUUCUGGGCUCUGUAGCCUCUCGAAUCGGCGCUGGGGCUUCAUCCAGAAGUCCAGAAGAAAGAUGAAGGUGAAGAAUCGGUGCGUUUUACCCUGCCACGGUUCUAACCCCCCUAGGACUUGAACCAUGAUGCCAAAACUGAUAAGAGUUGUAUUAAAAUAAUAGGUUGUAAAUAAUAAAUUAUGUCGGUUUUUUCUACCUGUAUUAACUAUUUUUAUAAUAACUAUAUUAUAAUUGUUUAUAUCAAACUGAUUCAAUAAGUCUUUCUAUAUCUCGUUUCAGUUCAAUUAGUGAUUACAUCUAGAAGGUUACUACUUACUUACUUUCAUAUCCAUGUUUUAAGUUUUCAGCCAAUACAAACCUCAUUCUUCUUAUUUUUCUUUACUGAUUUUCCCCAACUAAAUAUUACUCCUGAAGUUGUCCGAAUUCAAACACUUUAUCGCUAAACCAAUCAUAUUCAUGUACAAAUACUCUAUGAUUACAGACCAUUUUGAGUAGUAAAAUUUAUUUAAAAAAUUAGUCAUCAAAAACUUUUUUUUUAAAACAACAAACAUUUUAUGUUUCUUUACUGUGAAUGGUUUGCUGAAUUAAAAUAAAUACUCUCAAUUUUUUAUAUUAAAUUUUUCAUAUAAACAGGAUCCAUAUAAAUCCUGAUAGUAAUCAGUCCAGUUUAAUACUGAUUGUAUCCAAUAUUUUCAUGAAUUAAAUCAACCAAAUUACUAAUUUUUGAAAGGAAAAUUACUACACCUUUUUUAGCAAUGGCGAUUUUAGUUACGAUAAUAUGACAUAUUAUCAUUCAAAGAAGCGUUAUUUCUUCUUUUUUUUUUUUUUUAAUUAUUAGGAAACUUAGGAUUGAUAGAAGUUUUAAAAUAUUGUACUAAAAAGUAAAUAUAAUAAAAAAUGUACGAAUAGAUUUUGUCUCCUGCCAGUUUCCAUAAAGGCAAGAUAUUGAGCUGAUAAGAAGUGUCAUUUUUUUUAAAAUUUCAUUUAACUACACUUAUUAUGAAUUUUUUCCGAAAUAUUAUUUUAUUAAAAUUUUCUAUUUUAAUUUGUUUAGUUCUAAUUCUCGUUUUGGCUACAGUGACUCCUGUAGAAACAGUAGGAAAUGUAUUUUUUUCCAUAGCGAUCAGAAAAUAUAAAUCGAAACUAUUAAGCAUCUUAUUAUAUUAAAAAAAUAAAAUAAAUAAAUAGUUCACUCUUAUGAAGAACAUGAAAAUGUGGUUCUGUUUAGAAAAAUAAUAGGACUUCAAUUAGAUUGAUGAUGUAUUUUAAACUAUUGUGAUAAUGAUAUUUUGAGGUUUAAACAAAUGUAAAUUAUUUAAAUGAUAACAAAUACUGAUGUACCACUCUUUAAAUAGAAAAAUAAAACGGGAUUUUGGAAAGAAUAAUCAGAAAACUACAAAAUCAAACUUUUUCUUUGAACAAAUAUUUCUAUUAAUAAGAAAAACCGAGAGACUUUGCGCCAAAUAGCGUUAUGAUAAUGCUAACAACGAUAUCUUUAGAUUACAUUCGUAUUUUGAAAAUCGUAAUUUCGUUAAUUAAAAAUGAAUUCAGUUUUCAAUAUUUUGAAAAGAACGCUACUUGAUUUAUAAUCACUAGUUCUUUACUAUUAAACAUUGAUAACAUCAAAUAUCUAAUGAUUAUUAUAUAUAAAUGUAUAUUGAUUAAUUUUGUACAAAUAUAUUAUAUCAUAAUUCUUUAAAUUAAUUUUUACAUACUCAUUUGUAUAUAUCUAUAACUUAUUGAAAUAAUUCCAAUUUCUUGUUAUGUUUUUAAAAUGUACUACAUCUAUGAAUAUUGUUUGUUGGUGUUUCUUUGAAUGGUUAAUGGUGUUUCCGUUAAUAAUGUUAUGUAAAUAUUAUGUAAAUAUUUUAUAGUUAUAUUAAUAAAGUAUCUGUUUGUACCAUU
Molecule: messenger RNA, 3870 nt
Organism: Nezara viridula (southern green stink bug)
Lineage: Eukaryota; Metazoa; Arthropoda; Insecta; Hemiptera; Pentatomidae
Source: the annotation of a GenBank genome assembly